Molecule: messenger RNA, 2590 nt
Organism: Varanus komodoensis (Komodo dragon)
Lineage: Eukaryota; Metazoa; Chordata; Lepidosauria; Squamata; Varanidae
Gene: KIF17
Product: kinesin family member 17
Exons: 14
Coding region: 42-2507 (821 amino acids)
Biological process (GO): microtubule-based movement
Molecular function (GO): microtubule motor activity; ATP binding; microtubule binding
Source: RefSeq, a predicted model, not a curated record
ACACACCCACGUCUUUGAGGCCAAGUUCAUGGGUCUUGGCCAUGGCUUCAGAAGCUGUGAAAGUGAUUGUGCGUUGCCGUCCUUUGAACGAACGCGAAAAACAGCUUGGCUGCAAGGUGGUGGUGAACAUGGACAGUGCCCGUGGCCAGUGCUUCAUCCAGAACCCUGCUGCCACAGAGGACCCACCAAAACAGUUCACCUUUGAUGGAGCCUAUUUUGUGAACCAGAACACAGAGCAAAUCUAUAAUGAAAUUGCCUACCCGCUCAUAGAGGGUGUCACAGAAGGCUAUAAUGGUACCAUCUUUGCCUAUGGACAGACAGGCAGUGGGAAGUCCUUUACUAUGCAAGGGAUCCUGGAUCCACCUUCCCAGAAAGGCAUCAUUCCUCGAGCUUUUGAACACUUAUUUGAGAGUGUGCAGUGUGCAGAAAAUUCCAAAUUCUUGGUGAGAGCUUCCUAUUUGGAGAUCUAUAAUGAAGACAUCAGAGACCUCCUAGGUCCAAACACCAAACAAAAACUGGAGCUGAAGGAGCACCCAGAGAAGGGGAUCUAUGUGAAGGGCCUGUCACUGCACACUGUGCACAGCAUCGCCCAGUGUGAGCGCAUAAUGGAAACAGGCUGGAGAAACCGUGCAGUGGGCUACACCCUCAUGAACAAAGACUCCUCUCGUUCCCACUCCAUCUUCACCAUCAAUAUGGAGAUCUGUGUCGUAGACGGGAGAGGACAGGAACUUUUGAGGGCUGCAAAGCUCAAUCUGGUGGACCUAGCUGGGAGUGAGAGGCAGUCCAAAACUGGAGCUGUGGGAGACCGCCUUAAAGAGGCCACCAAAAUCAACCUGUCUCUCUCAGCCCUGGGCAAUGUCAUCUCAGCACUGGCUGAUGGGAGAUGCAAACAUGUUCCCUACCGCGACUCCAAACUGACCCGGGUGCUGCAGGACUCACUUGGAGGGAACACCAAGACACUCAUGGUGGCAUGCCUGUCCCCUGCGGACAACAAUUAUGAUGAGACUCUCAGCACCUUGCGCUAUGCCCACCGAGCCAAGAACAUCCGAAACAAGCCUCGCAUCAAUGAGGAUCCCAAGGAUGCACUGCUGAGGGAGUAUCAGGAGGAGAUCAAGAAGCUGAAGGCCAUUUUAGCUCAGCAGACAAACAUAAUGGAGGUGUCUCACGUGCAACAUUCUGAGGCUCCUCAGCCAGAGAUAAAGCCAGAACCCUCUCCUGAAUCGCAGGCAGAGAAUGAGAAGGAGAAGCAGCUAAUCCGAGAAGAGUAUGAGGAGAGGCUGGCCCAGUUGAAGGCUGACUAUGAAGCUGAACAAGAAUCUCGUGUCCGGCUUGAGGAGGACAUCAGUGCAUUACGGAGUGCUUAUGACCUGAAGUGCCACACUUUGGAGGAGAAUCUUAGGAAGGAAGCAGAAACCACCCAGCCAGCUGAAGCCAUUACAGAUCAAGCCCCCUUGGCUCCAGGACCUGCUGCAGAAACAGAAGCAUCAGCCAAGGAGGCUGACUCUGCCAAUUCUCCUGCUCCCCUGGUGGGUCAGCACAUGGAGAAAGUACUCAGACCAGGGACACCUGGGUCCAAUGAAGUUGAGGAGCCCCCUCUGGCCUUGGACCAACAACAAGUCCUUGCCAGGUUGCAGCUGUUAGAACAACAGGUGGUAGGAGGAGAACAGGCCAAGAACAAAGAUCUGAAGGAAAAGCAUAAACGGCAAAAGAAAAUUGCAGAUGAGCGGAAGAAGCAGCUGCUGGCAGCUUUGCAGAAAUCAGAUGAGGAUAGCAGCGACUGGGUCCUGCUCAAUGUCUAUGAUUCCAUCCAGGAAGAAGUGCGAGCCAAAAGCAAAAUGCUGGAGAAGAUGAAAGAAAAGCUGCGGGUUGCUGAGACCGAAAUCAAAGACCUUCAGUCAGAAUUUGAACUGGAAAAGAUCGAUUAUCUAGGCACUAUUCGCCGCCAAGAACGAGAACUCCUGUUCUAUCAGCAGCUCCUGGACCAGGUGCAGCCCCUCAUACGACGAGACUGCAAUUACAGCAACUUUGAUAAAAUUAAGCGGGAGUCCAGCUGGGAUGAGGACUUGGGCUGCUGGAAAAUCCCAGAGCCAGUCACUCAAAAGACCAGCCUCCCUGCAGCAGUUUCCUCGUUGUCACAGACCAAAGCGGGCAGGAAGAGUUCGUCCUCAGAAAAUGGAGAAACAAUGGCAAUGCAGGAAGAAGACCGCUAUAAGGUGAUGCUGAGCAAGAGUGACAGUGAGAAUAUUGCCAGUAACUAUUUCCGCUCAAAACGAGCUAGCCAGAUUCUCAGUGCUGACCCCAUGAAGAGCCUAGCUGCCCACAACUCACCCCCAUUGCUGAACAACAACACCUCUAUGCUGACUUCCAGCUUGGCAACCAUCCCCCCUGCCCAAGCUGUGGAGAUGCCCCAGCCGCGUCCCUUCCGCCUUGAAUCCCUGGACUUCUCUCCUGCGGCCAAGACAAAACGCAAGAAGACCCGGAACAACCUGAGUGGGGAUGCCUUCUGACUGCUGUGGUCUUCUUCCUGUUCUUUCUGGCCAACAUCUGGCCGUCUUUUAGUGGCCCCAUGUUCGUAGCCACCACUGCUUUU